Molecule: messenger RNA, 696 nt
Organism: Kalmanozyma brasiliensis GHG001
Lineage: Eukaryota; Fungi; Basidiomycota; Ustilaginomycetes; Ustilaginales
Exons: 2
Coding region: 1-696 (231 amino acids)
Source: RefSeq, a predicted model, not a curated record
AUGUCCGACCCAAACGCUCACGCCUCUCCUUGGUCUGGCCUUUCCUGGGGCCCCUACCGCACCAUGUACGUGGCCUACUACAAGGUCAAAGCUACCGAGCUGGGAGCUGCGAUGGAAGCGGUCAUCAACCUGCCUGACUUGCAGCACGUGAUCCCUCGUCUGGACAAAGACGCCCUGACCCAGGGCGAGCUUCGCUACACUCUCACCGUCCGGUGUGACCCUUGCGAGCUCGACAUAAUCUCCUUUGUUCGCCACGCAGAGAAGAUCGCGGAACUUGAGUGGGUGAAGCGUCACGCGCCCGAUCGAUCGGACAUGGUGCUCAAGGACGUCCCUCAGAGCAAGAUCCUUGAAAGCAUCCUCGACUCCGAGCACGCCCCAGUCGAUCCCAAGGCGCGCGAGCAGUACCUCCAGCGUUUCUUCUCGAUCGACCUCGAAGACGGCCUCAUCCUCCGCAUGCCCGCGCGCGGCGACAAGCUCCCUCACCAACGCGAGGCCGACGCUUGGUACGAGGCGCUCCUCGACAGGCUCGCUUGGCUCUGCGUCAAAUCCAACGACAAAGAUCCUUGGUGCAAGAUCCGUUCGGACUUCAACGAGGUCUUCGACGGACUCAGCAGCGUUCUGCAGCGACGCGCAAAGUUCUCCGAGCUUCACGUCAUCGAGGGACCUGAUCCGUAUGAGGAGUACGAGCAGGACUGA